Amyelois transitella is the source of this 1170-nucleotide messenger RNA. RefSeq names its product large ribosomal subunit protein bL28m (gene mRpL28). NCBI's taxonomy places the organism in Eukaryota, Metazoa, Arthropoda, Insecta, Lepidoptera, Pyralidae. Gene Ontology annotation, molecular function: structural constituent of ribosome. Gene Ontology annotation, cellular component: mitochondrial large ribosomal subunit. The record is from RefSeq and is a predicted model, not a curated record. The transcript is spliced from 5 exons. The coding region runs from base 117 to 965 and encodes 282 amino acids.
CACACAUCAAAUCAAAAAAAUAACCUGGUUACUGGUUUGUCAAAUUUUGUAGACACUAAAAUUAAUUUGGUAUUAUUAUAUAUUUUAUGGUUGCAGCAAUUUAAAUAGAAUAAUAAAUGGCAUCAUCGCGACUCCAGGCUACUGCGCGUCAUCUAUCAAAAACUUUUAAGAGAAAAGGUAGAUUUGAAAUAGGUAUAGCAUCAGAGUUGCCUCAAGCCUAUAAGAAGUUUUGGCGCGAGUGGAAAGUACUCAAACCAGCUGCUGUCCACUUUGUACCUCAAGAAGGCAAGUGGAAGCGUGAUGAGCUGACUGGAGAGACAUUUCCGAUUCAAAACAUACCAAUUCCACUGAAAUACCCUGCUGAAGUCCAUGAUGGAAUAUGGGGUGGUGAGGCUGUAGUCAAAGGUUUUCAGAAACGUGAUACUCGCCGACGCAGAGUACCACACUACUGGGUGCCAGUUCUAAAGAGAACUGUUGUAAAGUCUGAAGUGUUGAACACUCAUCUGUCGGUUACCGUCACUGACCGGACCAUAAGCCUUAUCAAUGAUCAUUAUGGAUUUGACCAUUAUUUGCUCAAGACACCAGCCUGCGACUUAGUGUCAAUGUUGGCAUUGAAGCUUAAGAAGCAAAUACUAACUGAACUUAUGAAUGGGUGCCCAAGAUAUGCACAUGAUGCUCAGAAACAAAAAGAAAUUUAUGAAGAAUACAAAACAUAUUUGACAUCAUACACGCCUGAAGAAAUUGAGUGGUAUGGGUUAACCUGGUAUGAAGCACUUACUAAAGUGGCCAAGCAAAAGGAGGCUGCCAACAAACCAGUUCCUCUAAAGAAUGUGUACAGGAAGAACCUUGUGGAAAAGUUGAAAGCAGCAGGUAUCGAGGGUAGCUCUACGUCUGCUGAUGAUAUAACAAGCACCACAUCGUGGCUCGCCAAAAUGAACCCAUUCGGGAAAAAAGACGAAGCUUAGCUGUUUUGCUCAUGUAGUCAAAUUGAGUUUGAUUGGAAAUGUAUAAAAUUGUUAUGUUUUAGACAAAAUGUUAUAUUGAAUUAGAUAGACAUGUUUCUUUCAUGUGGUAGAGUGUUUUGAAUUAUAAAGUUCCCUAAUCCUUGUACAUAGGUUCUUAUACAGAAGGUGGCAUAAAACAGUUGCGUAAAUAUAAACUAAAAAACGA